Messenger RNA from Trichophyton benhamiae CBS 112371, 618 nucleotides. RefSeq names its product allergenic cerato-platanin Asp F13. NCBI's taxonomy places the organism in Eukaryota, Fungi, Ascomycota, Eurotiomycetes, Onygenales, Arthrodermataceae. The coding region runs from base 1 to 618 and encodes 205 amino acids. The record is from RefSeq and is a predicted model, not a curated record. The transcript is spliced from 2 exons.
AUGAAGGCGUUUGCUGGUAGCUUCCAGCCAUGGAUCCCUCAGUGCAGAUCACCUUGCAUAUGCGAGGUAGCUGCCUCCAAAGACAACGGAGUCCUUGAAAGACCGUGUUCAACCCUCAGUGUGAUUGUCAACAUAGCCGUGAAGAAAAGUUAUAUAAACCCCAGCCCACCAGCCAAAAUGAAGUUCACUAUCCCAGCUACUCUCGGCCUCAUGGUCUCUCUCUCUUCUGCUGCUGCCAUCAGCGGCACCGUUUCCCUCUCCUACGACCCAAAGUACGACAAUGCCGGCCUCAGUCUUACUCAGGUAACCUGCUCUGAUGGCACCAACGGCCUUAUCACCAAGGGUUUCACCACCGCCGGUUCUCUCCCCAACUUCCCCAACAUUGGUGGCUCCUUUGCCGUCGAGGGAUACAACAGCGCCAACUGCGGCAAGUGCUUCAAGGUCACUUGGCCUGUCCUCAACAAAUCUAUCUUCGUUACCUCCAUCGACAAGGCCGAUGGCUUCAACGUCGCCAAGGCUGCAAUGGACACUCUUACCAACAACCAGGCCGGACAACUCGGCAGAAUCGACGUCACCUUCGAAGAUGCUCUGCCAACCGACUGUGGAUUCAAGGCUUAA